AUGUCUGGAGAAGCAAACAAAGAUAUUGAGGUCAUAUACGGAAAGGAUGACGACGGUACGAGGUUCAGCAACGAAAAGACCAUCAGAAAUGUGGGCUCAGUCGACAGCUUCCAUCACGAUGAGGCGGCGAGGAUCCUGGCCGACUACGUAGCUGCGGGAGGACCAGAGGAAUGGAGCGCACUAGAGGAGAAGAACUUGAUACGAAAAAUUGACCGGAGGUUGCUGCCUGUCUUGGCCUUCACGUUCUUUUUAACAUGGUAUGACAAGGGAAUACUAUCACAAGCAGCAAUCUUCGGCCUGAGGGAUGACCUGAAGCUCGAAGUGGGCAACCGCUACUCCUUCUCGUCGGCGAUAUUCUACAUUGGCUAUCUCAUUGGGUGCUGGCCGAUCACAAUGUUGGCUCAAAGGUUUCCCACCGCGCGCGUCGUUGCUAUACUUGUCACAAUCUGGGGUGUAUGCGUCAUGUUAACGGCUGAAUGCCAUAACUAUCGGGCCCUUUACACCCAACGCUUCUUCCUUGGGUUUCUGGAAAGCGGUGUCUCACCGAUAUUUAUCCUCAUCAGCGGCAGUUGGUAUAAGAAGGUGGAACAGCCAUUGCGGAUAGGCUGUUUCGCUGCUUUCGUCGGACCCGCCGUCAUCCUGUCCACCCUUGUCAACUACGGCUUCGGCAAGAUCCAAGGAAGUAUUGCGCCUUGGAAGAUCAUGUUCCUGUUCGCCGGAGGAGUCACUACUUUAUGGGGCCUGCUAAUACCCUUCAUCCUGGCCGCCGAUCCGAUCAGUGCCCGCAGCCUGACAGCAAGGGAGCGGUACAUCGCCGUCGCACGCAUCAGAUCGAACAACGCCGGCGUGCGCAACACCCAUCUCAAGCUUGAGCAGGUAAAGGAGACCCUUCUCGACCUCAAGUUUUGGCUCUGCUUCUUCUUCACCGUCUUCGCCUUGAUUCCCAAUGGACCAACCUCCUCAUUCAUUCCAAUCAUCAUCAAGGGCUUCGGCUACGGCACAUUCCCCUCGCUGCUGCUGAACAUGCCGACCGGCGCAGUGGCUUUCCUGCAAAUCCUGGGAGUAUCGUACCUGGCCGUGAAGCGACCCAUGUGGCGGUGCUGGAUCAGCAUCGCCUGCCAGUUCGUCGGCAUGCUGUCCGCCCUGCUCCUGUGGCUUCUGCCAAUGUCUGACAGGGGUGGACUAUUGUAUGGGGCCAUGACCAUCGGAUGCGGCAUACCCGGGUACAUCCUCAUGCUGAGCACCCAGCUGGCCAACACAGCGGGGUACACCAAGCGCGCGACCUCGUCGGCCGGCAUCUACGUCGCGUACUGCAUCGGCAACAUCAUCGGGCCCUUGGUGUUCAGGGAGCAGGACGCGCCGCGGUACAAGCCGGGCUUCAUCGUUGUUCUCGUCUCGACUGCCAUUGCUGCGCUGCUGUUGCUCGUCUAUCGCUACGUGUGCUUGCAGCAUAAUCGCAAGCGGGACGAGGCAGGUAUAUUGGAGAGCUUCGAGCACGCUUACGAGGACGACCUUACAGAUCUGAAAUCGCGUCGUCGCUGGAGUGUUCAUACCAAGACAAGCAUGUCCAAAAUGUUCCACGUGCCAAUUCCGGCACACCGCAAUGUUGCAUCUUCGGCAGACGUUGCGCCACAGGAGCACACGGCUGCCACAGGUCUCGCACAUGCCUUCGCCCAUGACGGUCCUCCACAAAUGCUCACAAUCUUCCAUCUGCAUUAUUUUGACUUCAAACGUUUUGACCAGUUCUCGGUAUUGACGACGAUCCUCAGGGUGUGGUACGGUUUGAUCGAGCAUGGCAAGGUCUGCCGCAUUGGCGGCUCUGUUGCGUAG
This is a messenger RNA of Diaporthe amygdali, 1830 nucleotides long. Its product is annotated as llantoate permease. The transcript has 5 exons. The record is from RefSeq and is a predicted model, not a curated record. Bases 1 to 1830 code for a protein of 609 amino acids. Gene Ontology annotation, molecular function: transmembrane transporter activity. Gene Ontology annotation, cellular component: membrane. Lineage: Eukaryota; Fungi; Ascomycota; Sordariomycetes; Diaporthales; Diaporthaceae. Gene Ontology annotation, biological process: transmembrane transport.